Naegleria lovaniensis is the source of this 783-nucleotide messenger RNA. RefSeq lists its product as uncharacterized. Gene Ontology annotation, biological process: protein insertion into mitochondrial inner membrane. Gene Ontology annotation, molecular function: transmembrane protein transporter activity. The transcript has a single exon. NCBI's taxonomy places the organism in Eukaryota, Heterolobosea, Eutetramitea, Acrasida, Naegleriidae. Gene Ontology annotation, cellular component: TIM22 mitochondrial import inner membrane insertion complex. The coding region runs from base 1 to 783 and encodes 260 amino acids. The record is from RefSeq and is a predicted model, not a curated record.
AUGAACAAUCCUCAAGAUGCUUCGAAUUCCUCCUUCUCCGUGGACGAUAGUGUCAUCCACACACCACCCAACAACUCCUCUAUUUAUUCACCUCCUCCAAUGUCCACUUUUAAUCCACAUGAUAUUUAUUCAAAACAACAACCACCUUUGCAAGAACCAACCUCCUCCUACAUUCCGACCAAUAACUUGAAUGCCCUUCCGUUUCAUCAUUCCAAUGUCCCAUCAUCAUCUAUUCAUCAAACGCCCUCUCAACCACCACAACGUAUCAUACGACCACCACCCAUGUCUCUCUUUCUUGAAGGAGCUGAUGCUGCUGAACAAAUUCAAAAACAAUUAGCCAUUAAGAAAGCCAUGGAAACCAUGACCGAAUCUUGUCUUUCAAAAUCUGCGUUUGCAGCUGUUGCUGGUACAGUUCUGGGAGGAGCAUUUGGUAUUAUUAGUACUAGUUUUACCCUAGAAUCUACUCUCAUGAAAACACCACAACAAAUCAUUCGGGAAGAACAAAUGACUUCACGAGAGAAGAUUCGUGAAUAUUUUAGAGAAACGAAAACAAGAAGUGUUUCAAUGGCAAAAUCAUUUGGAGCAGUGGGAGCUCUCUAUAGCCUUUUUGAAUGUUCCCUUGAAAAAGUACGAGCCAAGAAAGAUGUUAAGGGAAGUUUAAUGGCUGGAUGUUUAUCGGGAGCAGUGUUGGCAAGAAAGGCUGGUAUUGGAGCCAUGAUCUUUGGAUGUUUAUCUUUCAGUGCUUUCAGUGGUGCUAUUGACUAUUUUACUGAAUAUUCAUAA